AUGUGUGAUCACGAUGAUUUUACAAAUGGUGACAGUGCAGGUGUAUCUUUGACUCCAAUAGCAUUUAGCAGUACUUCCAGUGGUGAUAACCAUAUACAGCUAACUGUUGAACCUACUAUCUCUGAUCCAGGCGAAUUGAUCAAAAAGUACAAAUUGGAAAAAUGUUGUCAAUGGAUCAAUGACAAUAACUUCCAAAGGAUAUCUUUGCAAUUCCCUGAUGAACUACUUGUUGAUGCUGCAGCCAUCACAUCAUGGCUUGGAGAAAAUGUUUCUGGUCAAGUAUUUAUUUUGGGUGACACAUCUUAUGGAAGUUGUUGUGUUGAUGAAGUCGCUGCACAGCACUACAAUGCAGACAGUAUAAUUCAUUUUGGUUAUGCCUGUUUGAAUCCAACAAAACGUCUGCCUGUAUUUUUCAUCUUUGAUGAGCAAGCAUUAGAUGUGGCUGACUGCUGUGAUAAAUUUUACAACUGUUUCCCUGAUCAUGAAAGUAAUGUUAUUAUAUACUACGAUGUUCGUUAUUCUUAUGCCAUUGGGGAGCUCCAGACAUAUCUUGAAAGUUACAAAAAUGUUGUAAUUACUGAAUUGGACAUUCCUCAAAAUGAUAGGAAAUCAGACUGUGAUAGCAAAGUGCAGCAUUUCUCAAAAUGUAGGCGUCUCUUCACCAUUCCAGAAUCUGAAUCAAUUGAAGACUAUUCUAUUUAUUUCAUAGGGGAACCAGAGAACACUUUGAUUGAUUCCAAGGAAUUUUAUCAACCAGUUGUGACUCCUUUUGAAGUGGAAAUGGCACUUAACCCAGCUAGAGAAUGGACUGGAGAUUACUACACAGACUUUACACUCUUACUUCCUGGUGCUGCGUGUUAUGUACCUCUGCCUGAUGAACCGUUUGACAAUACAGACGUUUCUUUAAUAACAGGGAAAAUACGUACUUUGGGGGAAGAUGCUGAACAUCCUGAAUCAUCAAAUGUAAUCUUAAUCCGUCCAGAUGCUUUGUCUGUCACUACAGUAAAUGCAAAGACUGCAGGAGAAUUCCUGACUCAAAGAAGUUGGCAAGGUUUGGAACAGAACCUUGGAGAAACUCCUAUCACUAAGGCUGUCGAAGGAGAUGCUGGUAUUGCUUGGAGUUAUACACACGAGAUGUUGCCUUCGGAAAAAGACUGA
Acanthosepion pharaonis is the source of this 1158-nucleotide messenger RNA. The record is from the annotation of a GenBank genome assembly. Lineage: Eukaryota; Metazoa; Mollusca; Cephalopoda; Sepiida; Sepiidae.